Cheilinus undulatus (humphead wrasse) is the source of this 2091-nucleotide messenger RNA. RefSeq names its product CCR4-NOT transcription complex, subunit 6-like (gene cnot6l). The transcript is spliced from 12 exons. The coding region runs from base 110 to 1765 and encodes 551 amino acids. Gene Ontology annotation, biological process: nuclear-transcribed mRNA poly(A) tail shortening. NCBI's taxonomy places the organism in Eukaryota, Metazoa, Chordata, Actinopteri, Labriformes, Labridae. Gene Ontology annotation, cellular component: nucleus; cytoplasm; CCR4-NOT complex. The record is from RefSeq and is a predicted model, not a curated record. Gene Ontology annotation, molecular function: poly(A)-specific ribonuclease activity; protein binding.
GUUUCCGAGACGUUCACGGUGUGAUCGGGAUCCUGAGCUGUGUGUGAAUGUCUCCUCACAUUUUCUCCAUAAAUCCUCUCCUCCCGGCCCCGAAUGAAGAUUAAGCGUUAUGCCAAAAGAAAAAUAUGACCCUCCAGAUCCUCGUCGAUGUUACACCAUCAUGUCCGCCGACGAGGCGGCCAACGGAAAGAAAUCUCACUGGAAUGAGCUCGAAAUCUCAGGUCGUGUUCGGAGUUUGAGCAACUCAUUAUGGACGCUCACUCAUCUGACGGCGCUUCACAUCAACGACAACAACCUGAGCCGCCUCCCUCCCGACAUCGCCAAACUGCCUCACCUCGUCUACCUGAACCUGUCCAACAACAAGCUACGCAGCCUGCCCGCCGAGAUCGGCAACAUCGUCUCUCUCAGGGAAUUGCUUUUAAACAACAAUCUUUUACGAGUCCUGCCUUAUGAACUCGGGAGACUUUUCCAACUGCAGACCCUCGGGCUGAAAGGAAACCCUCUGUCCCAGGACAUCCUCAACCUUUACCAGCAACCUGAUGGAACCCGGAAACUUUUGAACUACAUGCUCGACAAUCUGCCAGUUCACCCCGAGCAGCUUCCUCAGAGACCGUGGAUCAGCCUGAAGGACAGAGACACGGCGAGCACCACAGCCGUGUUCAGCGUCAUGUGCUAUAACGUGCUGUGUGAUAAAUACGCCACGCGGCAGCUCUACGGAUACUGUCCGUCCUGGGCGCUCAGCUGGGAGUACAGGAAGAAAGGCAUCAUGGAGGAGAUCACGCACUGCGACGCUGACAUCAUCAGUCUUCAGGAGGUGGAGACAGAGCAGUACUAUACUCUGUUUCUAGAAACCCUGAAGGAUCAUGGGUAUGACGGGUAUUUCUGUCCGAAGUCUCGAGCCAAACUCGUCUCUGAGCAAGAAAGGAAACACGUGGACGGCUGCGCUGUUUUCUUCAAGACACAGAAGUUCUCUUUGGUCCAGAAACACACGGUUGAGUUUAACCAGGUUGCCAUGGCGAACUCUGAGGGCUCUGAGGUGAUGCUGAACCGGGUGAUGACCAAAGACAACAUCGGGGUCGCUGUGCUGCUUGAAGUCAACAAGGACGCCUUCUCUGGAGGUGUAAAGCCCCCUCAGGACCGUCAGCUGAUUCUCGUGGCGAACGCUCACAUGCACUGGGAUCCUGAGUUCUCCGACGUGAAGUUGAUCCAGACGAUGAUGUUCCUGUCGGAGCUGAAGAGCAUCGCUGAGCAGGCAUCAGGCUCCGUGGCAACCGGCUCGCCAUCCUCCGACCUGUCGUCCAUCCCAAUUGUCCUCUGUGCUGACCUCAACUCGCUGCCCGACUCUGGUGUGGUGGAAUACCUCAGCAACGGUGGAAUAGCCGAAAAUCACAAGGACUUCAAGGAGCUCCGCUACAAUGAAUGUCUGACCAACUUUAACUGCAACGGAAAGAACGGCAACUCAGAUGGCAGCAUCACCCACAGCUUCCAACUAAAGAGCGCCUACGACAGCAACCUGAUGCCUUACACCAACUACACGUACGACUUUAAGGGUGUGAUUGACUACAUCUUCUUCUCUAAAACUCAUCUGAGCGUGCUCGGUCUAAUGGGACCGCUGGACAGCCAAUGGCUUGUUGACAACAACAUCACCGGCUGCCCCCACCCCCACAUCCCCUCUGACCACUUCUCUCUGCUCGCCCAGCUGGAGCUCAAGCCUCCCAUCCCGCCCCCUUCCUUUAACGGGCUACACCUGCCAGUCCAUAGGUAGUGCCCCGCCCCCUCCCCAGGUUUCUAAAGAGACGGUGUACAGUUUAUCAGUCACGUUUGGACGCCGUGCAGACCCAGCGAGUGAAGUAUUCGCCUCCACUUGAAAAUGUUUUUUAACCCCUCUUUAAAUUUGAAACCAAAUGUUGAGCUGGUUAGACGGCCACCGGUGGUAUCAGUCUCCUUCUUUUGUUUGAUAUUUUAUUGAUGGCUUUUAGAUCCAAAUCCUUCCACAAAAAAAAAAAAAAAAACUUUCCAAAAGAUGAUCCUCUUUUCUUCUUUCACACAGAUGGUAAAAAAACGACUUUUUAGAAUAAUAAUAAACGAAAA